AUUUUACAAACUGGGGAAGUAGCUCCCGCAGACUGCUAGAGAGUCCGAGAUAAAAGCGAAGAAAGUGGGGGCGGCUCUAAGGGAUUCCGGAGAAGUUGUAGCCAUCAUGACCUCACUCCAAGCCACGAAGGAUCCGCUGCUCCGGGGUGUAUCUCCUACCCCUAGCAAGAUUCCCGUACUUUCUCAAAGACGCCGGCCUCUCCCCAGGGGCAACUCCAUCGCCGUGGACCAGGAGAACCAAGAUCCAAGUGAAUUGGUGCAGAAUCCGUCGCUUAGUAUUCAUGGCUCCCUCGUUGACUCAGCAGGCUCUAGGCUGAAAGCCAUGCACCAAAUCGAGAAAUCAGAGACAUUGGUGGGGAGCACUCAGCUCCGGAACCCCCUGAAAGAGCUCAAGGGUAGUCCUGGGGGUCAGAAUGCAGGACCUGGACCUCCUCCCCGGACAGAGGCUCCAGGGGCCAUAGAAUUUGUGGCUGAUCCUGCAGCCCUGGCCACCAUCCUGUCAGGUGAGGGGGUAAGGAACUGUCGCCUGGGGCGCCAACCCAGUCUGGCUCAGAGAGUGCUGAUUCGAGGGAGCCAAGGAAGCACCAUACAGAGGGGCCAGGGUGCCCGGGCCUCUGCAUAUUCAGCCCCCAGAACCCCCAUCCACCGACUGGAUCCUGCCAGAGCUUCCUGCUUCUCAAGGCUGGAGGGACCAGGACCCCGUGGCCGGACCUUGUGUCCCCAGAGGCUGGAGGCUCUGAUUCCACCUUCAGGACCUUCCUUUCACCCCUCUACUCGCCCCAGUUUCCAGGAGUUAAGAAGAGAGACAGGUGGCAGGAGCUGGACUUCAGUGAACCAGGCCUCGCGAUUGCCCCUGAAGAACUCAGCCCAGCCUGCUUCCUCUGUCCCUGAAGGAGAACCAGAAAUUGUGACUCACUUAGAUGAAGGAGAAGGGGGCUCCCUCGGUCUGGCCCAGCGGAUACCAUUAAGAGAAAUCCAUGGGAUGACAUGCACCAGGGACAGCCGUGAGUCCCACCUGAUGCCCUCCCCUGCCCCUGUGACCCAGCCCAUGCCUCACCAUGUGGUGCCAUCAACUGACACCCGCCUUUCACCCUUUGGAUUGGCUCAGCGCAUACCUUCUCCCCACCCCUCAGCUCUGACUUCAUAUUCAGUGUUGCGGCGUCUGGCGAUUUGCCCGAAAAUCCAGUUCACACCCAUCCCAUCGGCCCCCAGAAUUCAGCAGGCCCAGUGGGUGAGUGGUCCCUCCCCUCAGUCCUGCCCUGAAGAGCCUGUCCUGCCAUGGGAGCAGAUUGCAGUACGGUUGUUUGAUCAGGAUAGUUGUGUAAAGCUGCAGGAGGGGCCUGAGAAACCACUUGUGGCAACUCCUAAUGGACCCCAUCCCAAUUUCCAGGAAUUGAAGAUGCAGCGCAUCAGUAUCCUGCAGCAGCUGUUGCGACAGGAGGUAGAGGGGCUGACAGAGGGCAAGUAUGCCCCCCUUAAUCAAGGUUCCUCUCUGGAUAUGGUUGGGCUUCAGCCCCUGCUGGCUGAGAUUUCGAGAACUCAGAAUGCCCCAGAGCCUAAUUCUGGGACUUCUCAUCUUCCUGGACUGUUGCAGCCCUCUGAGCUACCAAGGGCCUGCCUUCCAGAGGAGUGUGAGGAAUCACAGCCCUGCCCUGGGGUGGAGCAGGUGGCACAGCCCUGCCCUCCAAUAGAGCCAGGGUCCCCAGAGCUCUGCCAUAGGAAGGAGCCUGAGAUACCAGAGCCCUCACCCCAGGAGCAGCUUGAGGUGCCAGAGCCCUGCCGUCCAGCAGAGCCUGGACCCCUUCAGCCCAGCCCCCAGAGGAAGACUGGACCCCCAGAGCCCUGCCCUAGGGUAGAGCCCAGGACAUCGGAGGCGUGCACCCUGGAACCUAGAUGUCCAGAGUCCAGCCAACAGCCCUGCUGCAGUCAGGGGGCUCCAGUGACCACCAGCCUGAUCUUCUCUUCCCAACGCCCACUUUGCGCCAGCCCCGCUAUCCACUCACUCCAGUCUCUGAAACCCCCAACAGACCUAUCAGGCCCCAGCAGUCUGGCCCCUCGAACCCAGGCUCUGAGGCAGCGCCUCAAAGCAUGUCUGACUGCCAUCCACUGCUUCCAUGAGGCCCGCCUGGAUGAUGAGUGUGCCUUCUAUACCAGCCGAGCACCUCCCUCAGGCCCCACCCGGGUCUGCACCAACCCUGUGGCCACAUUACUCGAAUGGCAGGACGCCCUGUGUUUUAUUCCAGUUGGUUCUGCUGCCCCACACAGCUUUCCAUCAUGAAGCAUGCACCUCUCCACCUACUCCUGCCUUCCUGGAUCCUUCCUUUUAGCCCUUAUUUAUUGUUGGUUCCCUCCCCCUUGGGGCUAGGAGCUGACACCCUUUGUCUUUCAAU
Choloepus didactylus (southern two-toed sloth) is the source of this 2390-nucleotide messenger RNA. It is a transcript of the gene TROAP, whose product is annotated as trophinin associated protein. Lineage: Eukaryota; Metazoa; Chordata; Mammalia; Pilosa; Megalonychidae. The record is from RefSeq and is a predicted model, not a curated record. The transcript is spliced from 15 exons. The coding region runs from base 107 to 2278 and encodes 723 amino acids.